CAUCUGUCACAUUUGACAACCUACAAAACUUUUUUUUAAAAAACUCUUCUACAAAAAAAUAUUUUUAAAUUUUUAAUUUCACAACUAAAUAAAAAUUUAUAUACAAACUAAACAUCAAAAUGAAAGAUUUAACACCCGCAGAAGCAGCUAAAAAAGCUCCAAAACCAUCAUUUAUUUCAAGAAAUCUAGUUGCCAUUGUUAUGAUUCCGGGAAUAAUUGCCUUUCAUUACGGCUGGUUAAUGUUGCAAGAAAACAAAGCUCUUGUGUCGGAGGAAGAAAAAAUAGAUUUACCUAUCGUCACGGGUGCUAAGUAUUUGUGGCGAAAACUCGAAGGUGGCAAAUCUGCGGAACCCGUAUCAAAAUAAUACCUACCGUACUUUGAUGGUUAGGUAAUCCACUGUCACUGUCUUUCCCCAUAAAAUACACAUGAAUAAAAAAAUAACGUUAAAAAUUGUUGAGAUUGUUUAAAAAAUGGUAUAAUUCAUAUUUUGUUUUGUUAAUGAGAACUUAUUUGUAUAAUGUUUUAAAUGAAUUCAUCAAGAAAGAAUGAUUUUAAAAAUACAUACUUUUUUAACAUAAAUAAGAUAGUACCUUCUUUGUUGAAAGGUGCCGGGUUUGAUUAUA
Molecule: messenger RNA, 624 nt
Organism: Episyrphus balteatus (marmalade hoverfly)
Lineage: Eukaryota; Metazoa; Arthropoda; Insecta; Diptera; Syrphidae
Exons: 2
Coding region: 120-365 (81 amino acids)
Source: RefSeq, a predicted model, not a curated record